CCGGUAACCAUUUUAAUAGGUUGGGCUGGAAAAACUUGAUUGAUAACAUGAAAAAACAUACAAAUAUAACAUUUAACAAAAUGCAACUUAAGAAUCAUUGGGAUAAGAUGAAGAAAGAAUGGAAAGCUUAUGAUAAGCUAAUGAGGAAAGAAUCUGGCCUUGGAUGGGAUCCGGUUACGAAGAGCAUUGAUGCUACACCAGAUUGGUGGGCAGCAGUAAUACAGGAGGAUCCUGAAUGUGCAAAACUCAAAGGCAAGAAUCUGGAAAUGUAUCAAGUUUACUGUGAACCUCUGUUUAGAGAUAGAGUAGCAACGGGUGAAAAUGCAAGGGAUGCAAAUUAUUACACUGGUGGUCAAGAGGAGUGUAAAGGCAAUUGUAUCCCUUCAAGGUAUGACAUUCUGGAUUAAUAAAUACAUUUUAAUGUGUGCUGAUAUCUAAUGUUUAACUCCAUUUGGUAAAUGAGUGUACACACCCUUUUACUUAUUGCCUGAAUAUUUCUAUUUCAGGUUCAGAGUGACCAUUUUGUUGAUUCUUUUGCUGCUUAGUUAGACAAGACUGAUGAUCUAAGGACAACGAAAUCUCCUGUGUUGUACGUACCUGCCGUCUACUGCUUUCCGGCCGUAGCUACAGUCGUUUCCGCUGGUAAUUAGUCAAGUUCCUUCCAUACUCUAUCUGCAAAUAAACAGUAUAAUUCCUUACCUACAGCCAACCCUUCUUUCCUCAUCUCUUCAAAAAAAAAAAUUGCUUCAGAAAACUUUUUUCUCUUCAAGAAACCCUUAAUGAGUGCAUGAUAUGUAUCAACUGUUGGUCUAUAUCCCUUUCCAACCAGUUCUUUAUGUAAAAACCAAGCUUCCUUCAUAUUCCUAGCUUUGCAAUGUCCUCUUAUCAAUAUGUUAUAUGAAUUACCAUCCGGCUUAACACCUUUUCUGACCAUCCCCUUGCAAAUCUCAGAUGCGACAUGAAUGUUAUUCCUAAUACAGUAUUGCUUCAUCAGAGAAUUGUAAGUGGUAGCAUUUGGAUGUAUACCUUUAUCCAACAUCCAACCCAAAAUCUCCCUACCCUCUUCAAGCAUCCCUAAGGAGCAGAACCCGUUGAUCAAAACAUUGAAGGUAACUAUACUGGGCUGAAUUGCUUUGGAUAGCAUAUUAUUCAGAAGAUCGUGUGCCUUUGCCAUUUCUCCAGAUUUACAAUAAGCAUCCAUUAGUGUAGUGUAGGUAAAACAGUCAGGUAGAAUGCCAAACGCUUCCAUUUCUUUCAUCACCUUUACUGCUUGGGAAAUAUUUCCAGCUUUGCAAAAACCAUUAAUAAGUGAAUUGUAAGUGUAAA
Messenger RNA from Cuscuta europaea, 1326 nucleotides. The record is from the annotation of a GenBank genome assembly. Lineage: Eukaryota; Viridiplantae; Streptophyta; Magnoliopsida; Solanales; Convolvulaceae.